Molecule: messenger RNA, 12288 nt
Organism: Pristis pectinata (smalltooth sawfish)
Lineage: Eukaryota; Metazoa; Chordata; Chondrichthyes; Rhinopristiformes; Pristidae
Product: mesoderm induction early response protein 2-like
Exons: 13
Coding region: 252-1844 (530 amino acids)
Biological process (GO): negative regulation of transcription by RNA polymerase II
Cellular component (GO): nucleoplasm
Molecular function (GO): transcription corepressor activity; histone deacetylase binding
Source: RefSeq, a predicted model, not a curated record
UGAGGCGGCGGAAGAGCUGGUUUUACCCCGAUGUGAUUUAAUGACGGCGCCGCGUACUUACCGGCUCCCCGAGCGGGCCGGCUGGUGAGGUGUAGGUCGAGGUAGCGGAGCUUGAGCUGCUUGGGGUUGUUGGAUUCGGAGCCGGCGGGGUGCAGGCCUCUGUUGGUAGACAGAGUCCUCGUGUGGUGCUGUAUCGAACACAGAAUCUAUGUUCCUUAGAAAACAGACUUCAGUCUGGAGGAGCUGGCUCAAUGGGCUCAGCAGAUCACAGAUUCAAUUUGGCCGAUAUCCUGUCUCACAGUUACACUCCUCAGGAAGAAGAGGAGACGCCUGAGGCAGAUAAAUCGUUUGAAGAUCUGGAAAGGGAAAGUGAUGUGCCUCUGGAAGAACUUCUAGCACUUUAUGGCUAUGAAGCAUCUGAUCCAAUCUCUGAACAUGAAAGUGACGGCAGCUCUCCCAGUGAGCUUGCUGAUAACUUGCCGGAUAUGACCCUGGACAAAGAACAAAUAGCUAAAGAUCUUCUUUCUGGAGAAGAGGAGGAUGAAACUCAAUCUUCAGCAGAUGAUUUGACUCCAUCAGUUACUUCCCAUGAGGCAUCAGAUCUUUUUCCCCACCCUCUGAGAUCUAAUUCUAUUGAAGAUGAUAAGGAACUUUCAUUAACGGAUGAGGAUUCUGAAGAAGAUGAUUCCAUUUUGUCAAAUGACUGCAAAAAGGAAAUUAUGGUUGGUCCUCAGUAUCAAGCUCCAAUUCCACCUUUUAUUAGCAGAUAUAGGCAAAAUGAAAAAGUUUAUGAUAAUGAAGACCAGUUGCUGUGGGAUCCCUAUGUUCUCCCGGAAAGACGAGUCGAAGAGUUUCUGUACAAAGCAGUAAAGAGGUCGAGAGAGGAAAAAAUGACAGAGACCUUGCCUGAAGGAAUACUUGUGAAAGAUAGUGAACAGGCUUUGUAUGAGCUCGUGAAAUGUAAUUUUAAUGCAGAGGAAGCUCUCAGAAGACUAAGAUUUAAUGUCAAAGUGGUACAAGAUGAAUUGUGUGCCUGGAGUGAAGAGGAAUGCAGAAAUUUUGAACAUGGACUUCGUGUCCACGGGAAAAACUUCCAUCUGAUACAGGCAAAUAAGGUACGAACACGUUCUGUUGGCGAGUGUGUUGCAUAUUAUUAUAUGUGGAAGAAAUCUGAACGUUAUGACUAUUUCGCUCAGCAAACAAAAUUUGGAAAGAAGAAGUACAGCCUUCACCCAGGUGUCUUAGAUUACAUGGACCAGGAUUUGGAUGGUAUUGAGGGUGAGAGUUGCAGCCGUGCUCCAAGCUCUCCACCCAUCUCCUCCACUACCAGCAGACUGGACUCUGAACAGGAGUCCAUAGUGCUUCAUAACUCAGAACAGCAAGAUGUUGAACUUGCAGUUUGCACCAUGGGUGCUGACAGCCAGAUGUUUGAGUACUGCGGUCCUACAGUGAACCGACCAGAAAAGAAUUGUUCACUGGAUCCUAUCUGUGGCCAAGCAAGAGUUGCACCCACGCACGACUGUGAUGCUGUUACUUUGGGUCAAGCAGAAUCUGGAUUUUUCCAGCUGGAACUGGAUCAAGUCAUUCUGGACAGACCAGCAUUGGAGAUGUCGACAAAAAAAUUGAAGAUGGAUUUCUCACUGCCUAAGUCGUAUAAUGAUGGGCUGCCUGACAAUCCCAGCAACGUGGAUUUUGAAAAUCACACUUCACAUAUUGCUCAAGCAAAAAUGUCUGUUGCCGUGACGAAUUUUGGAAGUAUUGAUGUUGGAGAUGUGAACAGUUUGCUCAGUGCUCAUACAUUGCACCACUCUGCAACUAUUCAGUCGGAAUCUUUAUCUCAGUGAGAGCUAGGCGUCUCACAGAAUAUUUUAUUUAUAUUUUACUUUAAAAGUUACUGGAAAACUUUUUUGGCAUGACAUCAGUGAUGUCUUAUAUUUAUUUACAGUACAUAUUUGUUUCUCAAGAGGAAGGAACCAUUUAUUUUUGGGCCCAGGUACAUGAAUGGGAUCUAAACCUUCUGGAUGUCACAUGGAGGAGACUCCACCCCCCCCCCCACCACAUUUUUACAGAACAAAACCUUUUUCAUCUGUUCAGUUUUUGUAUUCAUCUUGUCAGUGAAAUUGGAUUCAUAAUGCUAUCACCAACAAAUCUCAUUCAUGACAGUUAUUCUGAUCAUAAACAUUUUUAUUAUUGUGCAUGGUGUUUAAAGUCUAACUUUAGUCAUUUCCUACAUCUCAAGAAAUUAAUCAGUGUUCUUUUUAGAUAAAGAUGUGUGCAUUUUGUGUGUGACAGAUUUCUAGUAGUACCUUGAUUAACCAAACCAUCUGAUUGGUGAAGGAAGCUACUUUUGUGACAAAGACAAACAUGAAAUGGCUGUUCCUUUUGGUUUGGACAAAUGUGAGCUGAUUGAUUGGAGGAAACCCCAUUUCAUAUCAAUUGUUUAACUAUCUCCCCAUUGGAUCUAACUGUCAGGUGAGCCAACCUUGAACUAUUCCAGGCUGAUACAGAACAGUGAUCUGGGUGGCUGAGAGGGCACCUAAUAUUCAUUCAUUCACUACAACCAGAAUAGUACUAGGGAUUGAUGAAACUGGGUCCCAGGGACUCCAUGUACCAAACUGUGAGCCAGUUGCUGUGUGGACUUUAUGCCACUAGAUGAUGGUUUGUGGUAAUACUUUGCUGUACAUCUAGUGUUAAUAAAGGGUACUGCAUGGACCAGAAAGAAUUUGUAUUUUCAUGAACGUGAGGGUUGUAGACGUUUGCCUUUACUUAAAUAAAUCUGGCAGAUAAGAUCAACUUCCCCCACCCCAUCCUCAACCCAUCAAAUAAAAGUGCAAUUCCUCUUGGAUAGCUGCUAAGUCAAAAAGAAGCCAGUGUAUUUUCCUAGGUAUUCAUGCCGUGGUCCAAUUGGGAUGCAUUCACUGGUUACAUCCACCUUGCUGCUGGCCUGUAAACUGGUCAUUAAGCAUUUAGAACUGCCUUUAUUUUAGAAAUGCUUUUAGUUGAAGCACUUGCUGAUUUUGCAUAUCUAAAAGACAAGCUGUCAGUACUUUGCAUUUAUACACAUUGGGAGAUGAUGAUCAACCUGACAUGCGUUGUGAUUGAAAUCCUCCUCCAUAAAAUAAAGUCAAAGCGUUUUUAAAUUGUGAAACUGCAAUGUUCUUUGUGGAACACAUAGUGAGGAGUUCACUGUAUGCUGCCCUUGAGUUGCACCUUAAGACAGUGUAACAUUGAACAGCCAGGUGCUGCAAUAACGUUCACCUUUCUGCAUAUUUUAUAAAGCAAAACUUUAACAAUUUUGCACUGAAAAGGUCUAUGCACUCAAACGUUAUUAACUUGUGCAUCAUUACACUGCAGUAAAAACAAUCCUCGUGUGUUAAGGAGACUGGUUUGGUAACUGUUUCUAUUGGACUAAUAGAGACUAAAGCACAAAUUGUAUGCAUUUGAAGCCAUUUGUGCUGUACUUUUAUUUAUAAGUGGCACUGAAAAUCUUAAUGGUCAUCAGAUCACUUUACCCUCCUCCCCCGUACCACAUCAGGCACUGUGCAAUUUAUAAAUUGUUCUACAAGUUCAUCCAAAGGCCCUACUUGAUGUGAAAGGACCUCUUCAGUGUUAAUGUGACAUUGCUUGCUAUUCAGUAUUUUUAGAUUGUAAGAAUUGGCAUAUAAUUCACUAUUGUGGUUAAUAAGCCCAUUCGACACUCAAAUUGAGAGGAUCUCUCAAUGUUCAACAGUCUUGAUGUUUACUGUAGAUAUCUUAAGUUUUUCCUCUUUCUGUAGCUUUUUAAAUGUAUGCUUUACAAUCCCUUUCAUUAAGGUGUAACAUUUAAUUACUUGGUUUGAAUGUCAAUAGACUGUAGUCACUUGCCAUUGUCAAAUGACUUCCUGUAGACUUUAAUGAUAAAUGCAAACAGUAUAUCUUAAUUCUUUUGGAGAAUGAGCCCUGUGCAGAAAGUGCCUAUUAAGUUUGCACAUCUUCAUUGUUUGUUGUGUAUUGAUGUCAAUCUUGGCUCGGUGGUUCUGGGUCAGCGUUCAAACUCAAUACUAGGGCUUGAGCACAUAACCAGGCUGAGAAUUGUUUGGCAGUAAGGGAAUACUACUUUGUCCGAGCUGUUGUCUUUUAGGUGAGGCAUUAAACUAAGUUUCCAUUUGUCCUCACAUACGUGAAAGAUCUCUUCAAACUAUUCUAAGAAAAAUAGUUGAAUUCUCCUAGUGUCCCAGCCAUUAUUUAACCAUCUGCCAACAUCACAAAGACAAAUCGUUCAGUCAUCACUUUUUGGUUAAAAAAUACUACACGUAGAUGAGUUCACAAUCCAGUUAGAUCUAGCUUUACAAGAACCACAUUCUGAAAUAUUUAUUAUUUCCCUAAGUAAAGAUGAAGGUUGUAUUUGCAGUUGCAUGAAAUGCUAAGUGUGUUAAUUUUACAUUGUAACUUAAAUCCAGAAGUGCUGCCAGGUGAUAGUCUGUUGUUUGUAAAACAAUAUGCAAUUGAGCUACCCACUUCAGAAGACAACCCAGUCAGUUGUUAAUAUUCAGAUUUUGCAAUAUAAAAAUAUUUCCUACAAACUCGUGCUGCUAUCUUACAGUAGCUUUUUCAAUGUUGUCUUGCAUAAAUCAUUUAUUAAUUUAUAUCCUUAUCUAAUACUGAGAGGGGCUCUGUCUAUGGAACUCUAUCACGUCUAUGCCAAAGUUCUUUUCAAAGCUUUUUCUACAAUAUUUUUUUCUUGAUUUUAUUCCCUGCUGCAGGUAAUGCACAGUACUUGCAGGAUAGUUGCUCCCCAGCCUAUAAAUUAUUCAUUCUGCCUUUUAUGGCUCUGAGCACAAUAUUUUUAAAAAAUCUGAUGAGUGAAUCUGGAAAGAGGAAUUUGUCUAGUUUCUCCAUGCAGAGAAAUUAAUAUUAGCCCAUUUAGUAUGAAUGAGUUAGAAACAUCUUAACAAAAACUUUGCAUUCCCCUAAUAAUUUUACCACAUCAUGUUUAUUGCAAUAAGGCCCUUGAUUUCUUGGAGCAAAGUCAACUAAACCAAAGCUCUGCAGCUACAAUGGGAAAAUCUGUACUAGGAUCCUCUUGUAGUGAAAACACUUAGUUGCCAAUAAUUAGAAAUAGGAUUUGAGACAGUUAAAAUGCUAAAUUUUCUCUUGGCUUUGUGUGUUGUGUGGUCACUUCUUUGGGAACUGUAUUUUGAACAGGGAUAAAUGAAUACUAAGAGAAAUUCAUCCUUGAUUAUUAGUGUUGAACUCUGGCAAGAGAACAAUCACUGUUAAUACACACUGCCUCACACUUUGGAGUGGUAUGGAGAGGAGCACACCAGCGACAAAUGCAUUUGCAGCUGUGUAGCACUGGAAAUCAAGGUUAAAUUUCUUCUAAAAAUGCAAUGUUUUAUUUUGUGCAAGUCUGGAGCAACAGUUGAAAAUGUCCAUAUUCAAACAGCCACUUCAAAUUAUUCUAAUGAGUUUAGAUCUGUACUGUUACUACAUGAAUGAGAAUGACCUCCGCUAAAAUGACAUGGAAUUGAGAAUGAGGCAAACAAGAUAUUACGAACUGUUGAGCAGUUUAUGUACUACCACUUGUCCACAUCUUCCACUUUCUAGGAGAUGGAGUUUUUGUGCCUCCAGAUCCAUUUGGAGGCAGCCUGUGUUUAAAUGUCUGUACUGAGGUCUAUUUUCUAUACUGAUGUGCACUGUCGGCUGUUAAAUUAAAAGUUGAAGCUUUUCAUGUAGCCUAACUUUUCAACAUUUUCUCUUCCAUCAAUGCCAUUAUCUGAUUAAUACCCUUCUUAGUAAAGUGGAACGGAUCUGAUCUUUUAGAUUUUUCGAUCAAAAACCAUUUAGUUCGAACAACUGAGUUUCUUGUGUACUUUGGUAAUACCAUUUGUAAAGUACUCUGGUAAACUCUUUGGGGUAAUUUUUCUUUCACAAUUUCUUGCCCUUUCCUACUAUUUUGAUAUAGUUGAAAUGUGCAACUUCAUUUUUUAAAAAAUCAAUAACCCACAAAGACAUUCUUGUGCUGUUUUUGGUGCUUUUCCUAUGAAUAAUGUUUCCUGUCAGUGGUUGGAGCAGGACUAUUAUUUCAUUGUGCAGAAAGGACAUCUGGCAUUCAAACUUGUCCAUUCUUUAGAUUCAUGCUUAAAGCUACUGAAUGGGCAGUCAUGAUAUUUAUACUCUUGAAUUUGCUUUAUGAUUAGAAUAGUUUGAAGCAUUGUUCUGAUUUUAUUACCUUUUCCUGUUUGUGUUGUUCAUAGACCUGCUUUAAAGUUGUUGAAGUUAUUGAGGAUGACAUGUCCCCAAAGAUAAUGAUCACAUUAAAGGUUCCUCAUCUGUCAUUAAUGGGGCUGGCUUUCCUUGUUCAUUGAUAGUAUUAUACUAGCUGUUUUAUGUAUCUUACCAUAUAAUUUCUUCAUGCACUUUGUGUACAUUUUUUAAAACCUUUAUUUGCCAUUCUGCUGUUGCCUCCUUUUAUUUUCUAUUUGUGCCAUAAGUUUCCUCUGUGCAUCUGUUAACCUGCUCAAAUAGUAACAAAGAGUCUGUCUCCAAAAACAAUUAUUAAGGCUUUAUUUUGAGGAGAGGAAAAAAAAGAACAAUCUUGUAGCAAAAUGGGCAAAACAUUUUGCAAUUUGUUCAAGAAUUUAUUUUUCUAGAGGAGGGGGUGGAAAGAAAAACAAGGGUAGGGAGCGAACAUGAUUACAUUUUUACCUCUAUCUGCCCCAGCACCAAUAUUUUUCCAUUUGUUAUGCAGGUAAGUUCAAAGCUAUAUUAUUGUAGCUCAGUAAUAAGCAAUUAAGUCAACAAAUCUGAUUAACAUUGAGGGGGACUUGCUGCAUUUCACAUUGAUCAACUCUAGGUGGCCAGUUGAAGAGCUGAACUUGAUUGGAGGGUAUAGGUGGGGAAGAAAAUGUAUGUUGUUGAGUAUCAUUGGGGCAAAAGCUACCCAUGGAAUUGGCCAGGCAAGCGCAAAAAAAAACAAAGCUAUUGAGUUGGAUUGUAUCAGUUGUUGCAAACCUUGCUAAGUUUGUAUUUCCAAAACUAAUAAUGGCUACUUACAGUUGCCACAAGCUUCAUUUUUAAAAAAAACUACAAUCGUAGAUGCAAUGGAUAGAGGCAGCAAUAAGUUACGGUUCCUGAUGUAUUAUAAUAAGAAAGAAUGGGUACUCAUUGUGUAGUAUAACCCUGAACUAAUAGCAGAUGUAUUUUUGUGAGAAUUUCCUACAGGAAUGUUGAGUUACAAUGCGAAUGAACUUAUAAUACUGUGGCAUUGAUAAUUAAUGGUACAAUAACCAGCUAUUUAGGUGGUGGCUGCAUAAUAUCUGCCAGGCGUUUCUGUUAUACAGUAACCUGAUACGCUUUGUCAUUGAUGGACUGAUUUGGAAGAUAAAUGUAGUAUGUAUAUUUGUAUGUUUUUCAGCCAUCUAUUUUAAUCUGCAGUCCUUUAGAUACAUAUAUCUGAAUGGCAUUGAAACCAUUCACAGACCUGAUGAAUUUUUAAUAGACUUAACAUCAGCCUAAAUGCAUCUGAUCAAAUCUACAUUGGGUUUUAAGACAGAAGUGGUUAAAAUUUACUAAUCUGUGUAUACCAUAUCACUCAGACUUCUGAUGGAUUGAGAAAACGGUGCUUGUCAGUUCAGUAGACAAAAAUAAGGAUGUGCUUUCUGUUGUAAUGGGCAUUAUGAAAAGCAACCUAAUUAUUUAGCUGCAAUCAUCCUAACCCUUUGUAUUUUGGAGUUCUAACCAACGUUAAUCAGCCGUGUAGAGAGAGGAAUUUGGAUGCAUAUUGCAGUCCAGAGUCUGAGGGGAAUGUACUUCAGAAAAAUGAGAGUUGUUACUGAUAUUUUCUUCUCGAUGCAUUUUGGCUGUUCUUGGGUAUUGUAACCAAGAACACAAGUCAAGCAUUUUGCAAGUGCAGUACAUCAUGAAGAAGUGUUACAUGAUCCGCAACUGUACUAAUUGAAGGGAAGUGUUUACUUGCAAAUGAAACUAUUAAAUGGUAGUUUUAGAAGAAAGUAAUCUGUCAUGCUGCUGCUACUGUUUCAACCUGUUUCUUUGCAUUCUUUUGCUAGCUCUCCUUAAUGCUCAGUAAUUGUACAUCACAAACUUUAUUUCACAAGGUGUGUACAAAAUGAACAAAAUCUGUUCAAUCUUGUGCUUUGUUUUGGGUUACAAAACAAAAUCUUGUAUUUGGAUAUUUUGCCAAUUUUCCCACAUCCUUUUGUGUAUUUAUUUUCCUUUUUUCUUAAUUACAGCUGCUGGUGUCAAUCUCUUGCACUUGGUCCAGUUCAGAGUAGUUAAUGAACCAAAGAUCAAGGCUGGUUGAAUAGUUCCAAGUGCAAUUUUUGGUUGUAAAUGUGUUUUUAAAAUCAGGUAUGGAAACUAAUUAUGCCCCUAUACUUUUUGGUGUAUCUUGCAUGCAUACUGAUUUUUUUUUCAGUUUCCUUUCUCCCAUGGUCAUUGAGCAUAUUAACAAAUGCAUGUAAACCAUUUGAAUCUACUAUUCACAGAAGUAAGAAUAUUUAAGAUUAUCAAUUAAAAAAUGACACGACUCCCUCAAAAAGGAAGCAAUUUGAUCCAGUGAGUUAUUCAAAUAUUUUGUUCUUAACUGAUUGACCUACCACCAAGCUACUUGCAUAGGUGUUCUGGAAUAGGAGGCCAAAAAUGGUCAUGCUUUCUACUUUUGAUGCCUGUAAACCAAAAAGUGCAAAAUCUGGGUGAGGACAUACCCUUACAGAUUGAACCUAUCAUGCCCUCACUCAGAUUUGCUCACUCAGGUGAGGUUUACAAUGCCAUUUUGCAACUCUGAAAUUUAUCUGGGAAUGGAGGGAGUGCAGUUCCAUUUGAUUGUAUUCCAUGGUUUUAUUUUACAUGUACUUUUAUUCAGAGACAUUUAAACCAUGAGUGCAUGUUUUUAAAAAUUGCAUUCAUUAUUUGAUGUUUAGUGAUCAUCACCCUUGAUAAAGAUUUUUUUAACAAAUGAGUUUUCUUUCAUGAUUUUUCAAAAAAUUGCAUUAAGGAUGACAAAUGAUAUGUAUGCAUUCUCCGGACCAUGUUUUGGGAAUAAUACAAAUGGGUUAAAUGUGUUUGACAUGGUAAUUUUUUUUAACUUUGAAAUUGAAAAUAAGCCCUGUUGCUAUUUGUGCAGAUCUAUUGUCAAGAAUCAAUAGAAAUAUGCCUUUUUUAACCAAAAAAAAGUGAGUGGAGAAAGUCUGUAUGUAUCUUUAACACUGCAUUCAUGCAUGUUACACGUAUGUGACUUUGGUAUGGGAUAGAUUAAGGAUCUGGUGUUGGAUAGCCAAUACACAUCUGUAAAUUGCAACACUCCUUGUAUGAGACUCCCCUCAUUACUCUCUGACUCCUACAGCUUGGCACAAAAAGUCCAAAAUGCAUAUGAAAUUCCUGUUGUAAAGAAGAAAAUAGUGGUAAAAUAUUUUUGAUGUUUCUUUGUAAAUAUUAACAAGACUAUGAUGCUGUAAUGUUAAAACUUCUGUAGUUUGUAUGUUGUAGAUUUCCUGAACUGCCUGGAUUAUCUGAAAGAAGCAGUCUGCUGCAAAGUAGGAAGUAACCACUAGAUGGUGAAACAUGUUUAUUUUUGUGGUCAUUUAGCUGGAGAAGUCUACACUACACUUUAUAUGCUGAUAAUGGAUAACAGCUUUCUGCGCCUGUAGGAUUUUAUUGUUGGACAGUAAAAGAACUUCUGUGAGCAUUCACUUUUGCAAAUCUGCACAGGCUGAUUUCCAGAGAUCUGUUUUUAUAUUGCAUAGUAUUUUAUACUUCUAUUGAGAAUAAUUUGCCCAUCGUAUACACCUUGAGAUAAAUUUGUACAUGUCAGUAUGUCCAUAUCAGUACCACUUUUUUGUGUGGACAGGUAUAGUAACAUCCUUCAUUGCAACAUAUCCCAGGUCUUUCAUAGAUUUGAUGUUUUACAAUAUUUCAAAUUUUGAAUUGCGGUGCAAUGUAAAUUGUCAUUACAUUUUAACCAGCUUUUAAGAAGCCUGCAAAACAGUUAAUCUCUCAGAGAUUAAAACCCACUUAGUUCAGGAAAAAAAAACAAUGCUAUUAAACAUUCCAGCAGGCAUUAUUUCCUUUUGUGUAAUUAUUAGGUUUUGGUGUAAGUUUAAAAUUGACCUGAAUUGAUGUCUAAUAAGUACAUUGUGAACUAUUUGAAAAAAAAUUAUUAAUGUAGUUACAUUUGCACAAUUACCAAUUGCCCAGCAUUUUGAGAUUACUGUGUAAUAUAUUAACAACCUUUUUAAACUUUCAAAAUGUUGAGAAUUUUAUGCAAAUACAGAAAUCACCGUCACUUUAUCUGUCCGGCCCAACCCGUUUUGGUCUGUAAUGAUAUUGUAGCCAUAAUGAACUCCAAACCCAAAAAGUGAAAAUCUAAUACAGUGGUGAAAGCAGGUAUCUUGCAAGUAUUUAAUGUCUUCAUUUUUACCUCGUAUUGAAUUUAUUCUUAUGACGAUUGAUUUGAAAGAUUCUCAGCCCAUCCUUUUCUGAAAUGGCAUUCCAUGAAAAUGCAAAGCAAGUACACUGGCCGUAAAUAAGUGUUUGUAAUUUAAUAAUGAAAAUAAUUGCAGUGUUGAGUUAUGUGAGAGACCAUUUUGUUUUUCAUACAUAGCUAAUCUUAAAACAUUGGUGCUCUUGCAAUAGUUAGAAUAGGAACAUUGUUUUCAUUCAGGGCAUAAUGAUACAAAUAUUGAAAUAUAUGCACAAAUUGGGAAGAGAGAAUGCUGUCAGCUGAAGGCAGAAGCUUAUGGGAGGGUUCAAAACAUCUUUGUGUUAUAUUCAGCAUAUGUAGUGUCCAUUCAUUGCAAGUGUGCCUUUUGAAUGAAGGUCACUUGUUAGGUUGUAUAUUGAGUUUUUUGAACAGAUCAAAGGAAAAUAUCAAAAUGUGUUCUAAUAGUUUAAAACCACUUUAAAAGUGGCAAAAGUGAACACAUCUGAACAUUUGAGUUGUAGGAUUUUUGUACCAACAUAGAAUGAUGCAUUUUUCAAAAUAUCAUGGUGGUAUUUUUAGUCAGUGCUGGACUUACCCCAUCAAAGGAAAAUAUCAAAAUGUGUUCUAAUAGUUUAAAACCACUUUAAAAGUGGCAAAAGUGAACACAUCUGAACAUUUGAGUUGUAGGAUUUUUGUACCAACAUAGAAUGAUGCAUUUUUCAAAAUAUCAUGGUGGUAUUUUUAGUCAGUGCUGGACUUACCCCAUCAAAGGAAAAUAUCAAAAUGUGUUCUAAUAGUUUAAAACCACUUUAAAAGUGGCAAAAGUGAACACAUCUGAACAUUUGAGUUGUAGGAUUUUUGUACCAACAUAGAAUGAUGCAUUUUUCAAAAUAUCAUGGUGGUAUUUUUAGUCAGUGCUGGACUUACCCCACCACAUGCUGCCCUCUAUGCCUGAAUGGAACACAAGGAUAUAAACCUGAAUUAUGGGAUUUUUGUUUGCCACCUGAAAGCUGGUUACAAGUGUUAGAAACCUGAAUGAAUGUACUUGGGGAGAGAUUAGAAAUCCCUUGUUAAUUUUAAGAAAAAAAAUCAUUGAUUUUGCAUUUGCUGGUUUUCAAUUGUGAGAAAAUAGUUCAAUAACUUGUAGGUACCAGUUUUGAAUGCAAAGCUCCUCAUUUCUAGAGACUUUUUUUGUUUUCAUUUUCUGUCAUCUGUAACGAGGUUUGAAAGAACGUCCUUUUGGAGUCUGUAAAGGUUAUCGUGAGAAGUGAUCUGAUGUAAAUUACUAUAAGUUUGACUUCAGAACUGGUGCACUAAACUUAUCUAUCCCAAGUGAAGUCUCUUGAAAGACCUUUAAUUCCAGAAAUUGAAUUAAAUCUGUUUGCAGUGCCUGCAAGCCAAGUGAUGUCAUGUGACAACAUAAUGUUUAUGUAUAGCCAGUCUCACCAUAUUUGCUUGUUGCUAAUUUAGCUCAAGUGUUUGUAUGAGUGACUGCUGUGCAUGGACUGUGAUUCCAUCCUGAUUUUCACGAACAGAUUUGAAAAGGCUAGCUAUGUAACUACUGGCUGUGUAUGUGUGAAGUGUAGAGUAUUAAAAUGCUGGGUCUUAAAUUGGCUAGGUACUGUAAUUCCACAAUAUGUCAAUCUGAUUUAAUAAUAUGUCCCCUAAGUAAUCUUCUUUCAUUAUACCUGUUUUCAUUUUAUAUGGGAAUAUUUGUAUUUAACAUUCUUAAUGUACUGCUGACAUUUUUGUUUCUUGAUUUGGUAAAAAUAGUUGAAAGUAAUGCAGACUUCCCUCUCAAUGAUUGACCAAUUUAGUAUUGUUUGUCUCGUGUGAAAACCUUAUGUUUGUCAUUUUGUACAAUACAA